AUGCCUAACUUCAUCAUCGCCAUUAUCAGCGCUCUGGCAAUACAAACAUACGCAGCAUGCACGCGCGAAGUCCUCAAAGCAGUGACUGAUGAGCUCUUCGCUGCCCAAACCGCCGGGCAGACGAAUUUUAGCUCUCUGUCAAGUACCGUCGCAUAUACGGAGAACCGCAAGAGUGUUGAUAUCAAGACCAGCAUCAUCUCCAAAUCCAUGAAAAUUGAUCAUGCUCGAUCCCAACACGACACCACUCAAUGUGCCGCCUUCAGCGAAUUCAUUGUCACCGAUACCGCUGCACCCUAUGUGAUCGCAACGCAACUACGACUUGACAACUCCACCAAAGUCACGCAAAUCGACACAAUCUGGACGAGCAAGGGAGACUGGCUCUUCAACGUCACGGGAACAUACUAUUGGGCUACUCACGAGAAAUGGGACGCCAUCCCUACUGAGAAACGUGACUCCCGUGCUGUCAUCAAAGCAGCAGGAGACGCUUACGCCGACCUGUUCAACAACAAAAGCGUCAAGGUACCAUGGGGCUCGCCAUGCGCGCGUCUGGAAGGCGGUGCGUAUACGGGUAAGGGUGAGGCGACGGACAGGUGUGAUGUUGGUGUGCCUAGUGGCGUGCUGCUGGUUAAUAGGCAAUAUGUUAUUGACGAGGAGUAUGGCACUGUUGAUAUCAUCAUGGAUUUUGGAGGCAUUCAAGGUCAGGUUGGGGCUGAUGGAUUGCCGGACAGUCACGAGUUUAGGGUUGAGGGAGGGAAGUUGAGAUACGUGCAUACGCUAUCGAGUUGUGGGGGCAAGGCGUGUAUGUAG
Messenger RNA from Alternaria burnsii, 807 nucleotides. RefSeq lists its product as uncharacterized. The coding region runs from base 1 to 807 and encodes 268 amino acids. The transcript has a single exon. NCBI's taxonomy places the organism in Eukaryota, Fungi, Ascomycota, Dothideomycetes, Pleosporales, Pleosporaceae. The record is from RefSeq and is a predicted model, not a curated record.